AUGCCCUUCUACUGCAGCCCUGACAAUAGGAAUAUUGUGAUCUGUAAACUUGCUCAUUUGUCCUUCAAGGAUAUUUCCAAAUACUUCUCUGAGGAAGAAUGGGCAAAGCUGACCAAAUGGCAAAAAAGUGCUUACGUGUUUAUGAAAAGAAACUACAUCAGAAUGACAGGCCUAGGUGUCACAGUCAACCAACCAGUUUUCAUGCGAGGAAAGGAACAGAUCACAGAAUCACUAAUGAAGGAAUCUGAUGAAGAACUUGGCCAUGAAAAUGAAGGUGGAAAUCCUAAGUGGACAUUUGGCAUGGCACAUACAAAAGUCCUGAAGAUCCAGAAGGAGGCAACAUGGAAAGGAAAUUGCAGAAAGAGAGUGCCAGGUUCACAUGGCUUGGGAAAGGCUCAGAGAUGCCUGCAUACUCAAGCAAGUGUAUUUCAGAGAUACAGAGAGAUGGCAACAGGACUCAAGUGGAAUCAUGAGAGUGCUAGAAAAAAAGAUUUCAGGAAAGAAAGCAUAUCCUAAUUUUCGAUAUGAGCAGUGAUGAUGAAGAAUAUUACUAACCUAGAAAAGCUGGUGAGAAGAAUUGGAUGAUCAUUCAGAAUCAUGGAAACAACUCUGGUAUCCUAAAUAUCAAAUGAAUGAAAAAUUUCCCACAGUGAA
Mastomys coucha (southern multimammate mouse) is the source of this 654-nucleotide messenger RNA. RefSeq names its product putative protein SSX6. Gene Ontology annotation, biological process: regulation of DNA-templated transcription. The transcript is spliced from 7 exons. Gene Ontology annotation, cellular component: nucleus. The record is from RefSeq and is a predicted model, not a curated record. The coding region runs from base 1 to 516 and encodes 171 amino acids. NCBI's taxonomy places the organism in Eukaryota, Metazoa, Chordata, Mammalia, Rodentia, Muridae.